Molecule: messenger RNA, 1470 nt
Organism: Gossypium arboreum
Lineage: Eukaryota; Viridiplantae; Streptophyta; Magnoliopsida; Malvales; Malvaceae
Product: probable carboxylesterase 12
Exons: 1
Coding region: 310-1296 (328 amino acids)
Molecular function (GO): hydrolase activity
Source: RefSeq, a predicted model, not a curated record
UUCGUUUGAAAUAAUGAUUUAACAUGCCACGUCAGCUUACCAUUACACCGUUAAUGAUAAUUAACGCUCAGUGACUAAAAUGUUGCAACACGAUAAUGUAAGUGACUAAAACGUAACAUUUCAAACAUAAGUAACUAAAAUGUAACCUAAAAAAAAUAAAAGUGACUAUUUUUAUAGUUUAACCUUUUAUUUAAUAAGCAAAAGAAAAAUAAUAUAUCGCGUCAUAAUCACCAUGAUCAAUAAAAUCCAUAAAAGAAAUGAAAGGCCGCCCUUCCAUCUGUGUGUGUUUGCCACUCUUAUUUUCCAUUAAUGGAUAACAUGGAGUCCACCAAGUUAGAAGAAAUAGCCUUCGACGGCGGUCCUCCUGUUCUUCGCAUAUACAAAGAUGGGCGCGUCGAGAGGCUUGUCGGCACACAGAUCGACGUCCCACCAGGGAUCGAUCCCAAAACAAACGUCGAAUCCAAAGAUGCCGUGUAUUCACAAGAAACCGCCCAAUACCUCCGACUUUACAUCCCUAAAAACUCCACUUUCUCCUCCGCCCAAAAGCUCCCACUUCUCGUCUACUUUCAUGGCGGAGCAUUUUUCACAUGGACCGCCUCCUCUCCUAUGUACCAUACUUACUUAAACUCCUUAGUUGCAGAAGCCAACGUUAUCGCCGUCUCGGUUGAUUACAGGCGAGCCCCUGAGCACCCUAUCCCUAUUGCAUACCAUGAUUCAUGGGAUGCCCUUAAAUGGGUCGCCUCCCAUUACGGCGGAAACGGCCAUGAAAAGUGGUUGAACCGUCAUGUUGAUUUCAACAAAGUUUAUUUAUCAGGUGAUAGCGCAGGUGCCAACAUAGCGCACCACAUGGCCAUUAGAAUCGGCAAAGAAAAGCUGGACGGAAUAAACCUUGCGGGCAUUAUGUUAAUACAUCCAUAUUUUUGGGGCAAAGAAGCAGUAGGUGACGAGACCAAGGACCCAGAUAAAAGGGCCAAAAUAGAAAGACUUUGGCGUUUGGUAUCUCCGACGACGAGUGGAGCCGACGAUCCAUGGAUCAAUCCCUUUAAAGAUCAAAGCUUGGCUAGCUUGGCGAGCCUGGUUUGCAGCAGGGUGCUUGUCUGCGUUGCUGAAAAGGAUUUGUUCAGACACAGGGGGUGGUACUACUGCGAGAGGUUGAAGAAGAUUGGAUGGAAAGGUGAAGUGGAGAUGAUGGAGAGCAAAGGAGAAGACCAUGUAUUCCAUCUGUUAGAACCGACUUGCGAUAGUGCCACGGCUAAGCUGAAGAAGGUUGCUGCUUUCAUGAACCAGGGUCCAUGAUAAGGUUUAGUAGUAGUAGACUUGGGUUCGUAUUCAGUUCUAGUACUUUGUUAUUAUUGUUGUAGUUGAUGAUGAUUUUCAAUGAAAGUGUCGGUAUUUGGUUACCUAAAGAUAUGAAAUCAGUACUGCCAAAAAAUAUUCAGUAUAAUAUUAUAUUACGUAUCUUCUUCAGAA